This is a messenger RNA of Serinus canaria (Common canary), 930 nucleotides long. RefSeq names its product cyclin dependent kinase 3 (gene CDK3). The record is from RefSeq and is a predicted model, not a curated record. Gene Ontology annotation, cellular component: nucleus; cytoplasm; cyclin-dependent protein kinase holoenzyme complex. Gene Ontology annotation, molecular function: ATP binding; cyclin-dependent protein serine/threonine kinase activity; cyclin binding. Gene Ontology annotation, biological process: regulation of gene expression; signal transduction; regulation of G2/M transition of mitotic cell cycle. The transcript is spliced from 7 exons. Lineage: Eukaryota; Metazoa; Chordata; Aves; Passeriformes; Fringillidae. Bases 1 to 930 code for a protein of 309 amino acids.
AUGGAGGCCAUCCAGGCGUCGUUCCAGAAGGUGGAGAAGAUUGGGGAGGGCACCUAUGGCGUGGUGUACAAGGCUCGCAACAAGCGCACGGGGCAGCUGGUGGCCCUCAAGAAGAUCCGCCUGGACGCGGAGUCAGAGGGUGUCCCCAGCACUGCGAUCCGAGAAAUCUCGCUGCUGAAGGAGCUGAAGCACCCAAACAUAGUCAGGCUCCUGGAUGUCAUACACAGCCAGAAGAAGCUCUAUAUGGUGUUUGAGUAUCUGAAUCAGGACCUGAAGAAGUACAUGGACUCAUGCCAAGCUGGAGAGCUUCCUUUAAGCUUGGUCAAGAAUUACCUUUUCCAGCUGCUGCAGGGUGUGAGCUUCUGCCACUCGCACAGGGUCAUCCACAGGGACUUGAAGCCGCAGAACUUGCUCAUUAACGAAGCAGGAGCAAUCAAGCUGGCUGAUUUUGGACUGGCAAGAGCUUUCGGCGUCCCCCUACGCACAUACACUCAUGAGGUGGUGACUCUGUGGUACAGAGCCCCUGAGAUACUGCUGGGAUGCAGAUACUACUCGACCCCUGUGGAUAUCUGGAGCAUUGGCUGCAUCUUUGCAGAAAUGAUGACCAGGAAGGCCCUGUUUCCAGGGGACUCUGAGAUCGAUCAACUCUUCCAGAUCUUUCGCACCCUGGGCACUCCCACUGAGGUCACCUGGCCUGGUGUGACCCAGCUCCCUGACUACAAGGGCAGCUUUCCCCGGUGGCCAAGGAAGGAGAUGAAGGACAUUGUUCCAAACUUAGAUCGAGAUGGGAGAGACUUACUGACACAGUUGCUCCUGUAUGAUCCCAGCAAGCGCAUCUCAGCCAAGGCAGCCCUCAGCCACCAGUACUUCCUCUGCAGAAACUCUGGGAGCCCUGAACAGCGACCUGUGCUGCGGAGAGACUGCAGAUGA